UACAGCAGCAAUUCAUGUUUUGAAGUGCUCUAAAUGGUUCAAAACGUGAAGCGCUGCUAUACCCCCUCGUGGGGAAGGAAGAAGGUGGGAUCUGCCGGACCGUGUUCCUGCCACCAGGUGCCCGCUCCCCGCUACGCCGGCUCAGAAGCAGGCUUCCCCCUGGAGUCAGAAGGAAGCCCGGUGCCAGCCAGCCUUCCCGAAGGACUAAGCCCGCACCAUCCGGCUUCCUCCAGCGGGCGCCUGCAGGACCCAGGAACACUACAUCAACACUCUUGGCGGGGAUGUGGACACAGAAGACUUCUGUUUCAAGAAAAUACAAUCAUCUCUCAAAGGCUGUAAUUUAUAUGCAUUUUAAAACUCUCUAGGCAUUGAAAACCACCCAAGUGUCCCAAAUAGAAGGGUAAAAUAUAAUCAAUCACUCAGUGUAAUAUUAUACAUCCUUUAAAAAUGUUAUUGGAAAAUGUUUUAUGAUCUGUAAGUCCAAGGAAUCCUCUCCCACCAUUUCUUUCUCCCCACUGUUCCCCAUACCCACACUUCUUUGUUCCAAUUGGCAUGUAAACUUGGUUUUCCCGCCAAAUGAGUCAGUCAUGAUGGGAACGUCAAUUGAUUUGAACAGAUGUGUGUCAAUGUUACUUGGAAAACUAGAUGCCAAUAACCAGGGCCACAGAAAAAGGCAGUGGUUGCAACUCUGUAAAAAUUUAUGCAUGCACACAGAAAAGGACUAAAGUGGAACCCCACACAGGAAAACAGUGGGCUGUACCCCCGUGCUGGGACAUUGAAUGACUGUAUGCUACUUUUGAUUUUCGUUAAUAUGGGCAACCGUCCAAUUAAAAAAAACUCCUAAGGAC
Messenger RNA from Cebus imitator (Panamanian white-faced capuchin), 848 nucleotides. RefSeq lists its product as uncharacterized. The coding region runs from base 34 to 339 and encodes 101 amino acids. The transcript is spliced from 3 exons. Lineage: Eukaryota; Metazoa; Chordata; Mammalia; Primates; Cebidae. The record is from RefSeq and is a predicted model, not a curated record.